Messenger RNA from Durusdinium trenchii, 654 nucleotides. The record is from the annotation of a GenBank genome assembly. NCBI's taxonomy places the organism in Eukaryota, Dinophyceae, Suessiales, Symbiodiniaceae.
AUGGAUUUGAUUGAAGUUGAGGAUGUUGAGGACGAUGAAGUGCUACCUGAACUUGACCCGUUGCAUUUGGAAGAUUUAAAUUUCUCCUUUCAGGAGGAUAUUGAACAUUUGAACUCGUCUGCUUCAGGUUUUGCUGGCUACACGUCUCAGGACCUGGCACGCCAUCAAUCCCCGGACUCAGGUUUAGAUGCCGACACGCAGGAUGAGGCUCAUGAAGAUGGAGUUGAGUUCAUCGAUCGAACUGCUCAGGAGAGUUUUGAUUUCAAUACAGGUACGAAUGCAUGCAUUGUAGACAAAACUGAUUGGGCACUGACUGUGAAUCAUGCCUUCGAACGUCACAAAGCUCUGGACCCUGCCAUGAAGCUUCCGUGGGAACAACCUUCGAUGCAGGGAAUCUUUCACAACAGUCUGGGCCUCAACUUACCACAAGUGCAUGGUUUAGCUUUGGAACUGCCUGCAAAACAGAUUGAAGAUAGAAAUCAAAUCUCGGUCAGCGGAGAAGUUGAAGCUUGUACAGAUGCUGCUUUUCUGAGUGCAGUGAAGGACAUUCAGGACUUGGACUAUUUUGAAAACAAACGACAGCAGACAGAUUUGGCUUGUGCAAAGUGGCUUGAUAUCCUUUCCAACACAUCAGGCCCCUCCUAUGGAGCUUGA